UGGGAGAUUGAUUUUGCAGAUACGUGGUAGAAAACACUUUCAGGUAGCUGCCAUGACACUUGUCCCGCGAGGUCUGCUUCCCAGAAUGUGUUCAUGUCCCUCAGAGACUGGUUGCUCUUACUGCAGGGUGCUGGCGUAGAUGUACAGUUUUCUCAAUGUUGUCUUCAACUUUCACAUGGAGUGAAAAACCAAGUCCAGUGAACAGGCUUAAACACUGAUUUGACUUCCCGUGGCAGAUAAGCCGCUGUGCCUAGACUUUCAUAAUGGGAGCACUGUGGAGUGAAAGAGACGCCUUGAUGUUUUCAUGCUUAAUACUGUGUUAAUAGAGUUUUAGAUAUACGUUGCUAUUUAUGAGCCUGUAUCGUGCCUGCUUGUAUACAGAAUAGGCUGACUGGACAAAUGUGGUGCCCCGUGUUAUGUACCGUUAGAUAAUGGCUAAGACUGUGUACUGUUAUAACACUGCCUUUUGAUGUGCAUGUGUGAGAGCUACGUGUAUGCUGGAGGAUGCUUCCUUCAGCAGCCGUGAAUGUGAGCAAAUUUACACCUGUAUUUGUACAGCUCGGCCUGACCCAACCUUUGUCAGUCAGUCAAGAGAGGAGGGGGCAGACGGUUACAAGCAGACGGCAGGGAAAAAAGCAGACGGCACCCCAAAAAACUGCUGCAUUUUGACAACAUUUGGAUGUUUUGAUUGUUGUGCUCUGUGACGAUGUCUUGGAAGUGAUUUGGGAACCAUAUAGAUAACUCCCAGUGUGUUUUGGGUCUUUAUUUACUUGGUUAUUGGGAUAUCCGUGUGCAUAUUUGCCAAGAGAAGUGACACUUGGCUUACAGAUACUGUGACCGUUUUCUUCAGUAGGAUAUAUUUUUUCCCAAUGAACAUUCAACAUAUUGUGGAGACUUUUUUGUCGCUGAGUGUUUGGGGAUUAUAUUUCAACGAUGUUCAAGAAGUUGACGUGACUGACAAUUUAGACAUUGUUUACAUGCUUAUUCAUGAGCUGUGUUUUACCAGAUGAGCGUUUGUUCAAAAAGUCUGGUUCAUGAUGAGAAAAAUACUUACAAACUGCAGUUCGUUGUGUUAGUUAAUGUAUUGACGUCUGCUGAUAUAUGUGCGCCUAUUGUGUCAGAACCGAUCUGUUGACAAAGUGAAUCCGGGUAUUCAUCCAUAUGUUUACCAAAGGGGAUAGUGUCAUCAGUUUCAUUGAAUGUUGUAGGGUGUCCAGACAUUUUGUUUCCCUUUUUAGACCACGUGUAACAAUCAUAUUUUAUCUACACUGGUUGUAAAGAUUACGGAACAAAGACACAAAAACUGUGGCCACUGUGGUAUCAGCAGUCCUUUAUCUGAAAUGUGGCGUAUUCGGCUGAAUGUGAAAACUCUCCAAGAUUCAUGUGAUUGCGAAAUGAAUAUUAUUCAUUUUUGAUGGAUCUAUACAGUACUCUCUGUGCUCGUGAAUUUUCUGCAUUCCCACAUUGCUAUGUUUUCAUUGUUUGCCUUUGGUGGAUUCCUAACUGAUGAAAUGGAUGUUACUGCCCUUAAUAAUGGAUAUACGUCAGAGGUUGCUCACUGAUGAUGCGUGAUGAUUCGGUGAUGCCUACACGGGUUUAACAUGGAUUUGAGUGGUACAACUAUAGUCAGGAGAAAGUAGCAGGAUAAAUAUAUCAUGAUGGAUAGCGAUCCAAUACCCGUUACCUUAAUUAGCAUGAAACCUCUCAGCGACAAGCCUGUCGAGAAAGACAUGACAAGAGAGAAAGAAAUUGUCAAUACAAACGUAACAAAGAAGGGAGGUGCCAUGCGUAACUCACAGGGCGACAUUGGGAUCCGGUACGGCCUGGAACCCGAUGUCUCCAACACCGACAUGAAGCAGAAGAUGGAGGAUGUCCGGGAGAACCUCAAGAAGGAGAUCCGCAAGGAAAUGAAGAUAAAAGAAGGAGCGGAAAAGUUGAAGGAAGUGUCCACAGACAAACGGAGUCUGUCCAACGUCAACAGUAUUGUGAAGAAGGCCAACAGCAAGCUGCAGGUGCUGCAGAAGGAACUGCAAGAUGUCAACGCUCAUCUGAUGAUGAUCAACACAGGAUACGAUACUCCUGCAGACUGUAUGUCACCAGAGAAGGUGGGGAACUCUGAUGACGGAGACACGAAGAACCAGCGUCUCACCUACCUGCAGAAGCAGCUGAACAUAGAACUGAAGGUGAAGCAGGGAGCAGAGAACAUGCUGACGAUGUACAGCCAGGGGUCGCGGGACAAGAAGCUCCUGGCGGAGGCUCAGCAGAUGCUGGAGGAUGCCAAAGUGAAGACGGAGUUCAUCAGGAUGCAGAUUCUUAAACUGUCACAAGACCAGGACCAGUCAGAUGGCCAGUGUCAGACGCUGUCUCCACUUGAAAUGAGAAUUGAAGAAUUGCGGCAUCAUCUACGAAUUGAGUCAGCUGUCACAGAAGGAGCCAAAAAUGUGAUGAGAAUUUUACAGAACUCAAAGUCAGAGGACAAGAAAGCCUUGAAAGAAGCCCAGUCCAACCUAAAUGAGUCAAGUCAGAAGAUUGACUUGAUGCGGAUCUCCCUGGAGAAGCGCCUGUUGGAGAUGGAGCCAUCCCCGAAGGUGCAGAUGUUAAGGGAGGAGAUCGACCAGCUGCUGCAUCCCACCUACCCCGGGGUGCGCACUUCCGUCAACAACAAGCAGCACAACUCCUCCUCCCUGGCCAAGGCUGCUGCUGUCACGGGCAAGCUGGAAGUCAGGUUGGUGGGUGUCCAGCAGCUGUUGGAGGACAUCCCCACACGGAGGAAGGACAGCAUCCAGCUGAUGAUGUCCAGUCCGGGGGAGAGCCGCAGCCUGCUCCGCCGUGGCAGCAGCAAGACCUACAACAUCAAGGAUGACCUCACAAACGAGGUCAUGGCGGUGUUGAAGCUAGACAACGUCUCGGUUGGGCAGACAUCGUGGAAGACGUGCAGCCAGCAGUGCUGGGAUAACAGAUACACCAUCGACCUUGACAGGUCCAGGGAGCUGGAAAUCGCAAUAUUCUGGCGAGACUGGCGGCAGAUGAGUGCAUUGAAAUUUUUGAGAUUAGAAGACUUCUUAGACAACCAACGCCAUGGUAUUACAAUACACCUGGAACCGCAGGGCAUUCUCUUUGCUGAGAUUAAGUUUGUUAACCCCACAUUAUCGAGGAAACCCAAACUGCAGAGACAGAGGAGAAUAUUCCCCAAGCAUAAAGGCAAGAACUUCCUUCGGCCAGGACAGAUGAACAUAAAUGUAGCAACUUGGGGCCGACUAAUGAAGAGGUCACUUCCAUCAGGAGGGGAAUCCAAUAGCCAUGAAACACCUACACAGAUCACAUCACCAGGUAUCACAUCAGCUGACCGGGGUCCACCUGUUCAACAGAUGAACUUCUCACCCCCCAUGCCGGAGAAGCAGCCAGUGGUCAUAGAAGAUUCUCAUCCGAAGUCACCAAAAGAUGUUCAAAAAGAGACAGAUAUCGAGAAUGCACUGUCCACCUUCAACUUCCUCCCGGAGGACCCACUCUCCCCCAACACUUCAGGCACAGUGGUGGACCUGGACAAUGUACCUGAACGCCGGGCUUCACGGGGGUCAACGAAGAGUUACCGAGCACCCUCACCCCCCACCCAACCUCCCCCACUCCCUGCUCACACAGAAGAGAGGGUCAAACCACCUCCUCCACCUCGGAAGAAAGAGCCCGAUUUUGCCAAUCAAACAUGUAGAAUGUCCGAGUUCAGAUGUAUCAGUGUUUUGGGGAGAGGUCACUUUGGAAAGGUGCUGUUAACAGAAUACAAGAAAACUGGUGAAUAUUUUGCAAUAAAAGCAUUGAAGAAGGGUGAUAUUAUAGCACGAGACGAGGUGGAGAGUUUAAUGUCAGAGAAGCGAAUCUUCGAAGUGAUCAACGCCACACGGCAUCCCUUCCUCGUCAACUUAUUUGCAUGUUUCCAAACAGAGGAGCAUGUGUGUUUUGUGAUGGAGUACGCAUGUGGCGGGGACCUUAUGAUGCACAUACACAACGAUGUGUUCUCCGAGAACAGGACAGUGUUCUAUGCAGGCUGUGUGGUGUUGGGCCUGCAAUAUCUUCAUGAGCAUAAUAUUGUAUAUAGGGAUUUAAAACUUGAUAACUUACUGCUAGAUACUGAAGGCUACUUAAAGAUAGCUGACUUCGGCCUGUGUAAGGAGUCCAUGGGUUUCGGUGACCGGACAAGCACAUUCUGCGGCACCCCAGAGUUCCUGGCCCCCGAGGUGCUGACGGACACCUCGUACACCCGGGCGGUGGACUGGUGGGGUCUGGGAGUGCUCAUUUAUGAAAUGCUGGUCGGAGAGUCUCCCUUCCCCGGUGAUGAUGAGGAGGAGGUAUUCGACAGCAUAGUCAACGAGGAGGUCCGCUACCCCCGCUUCCUCUCCACAGAAGCCAUCGCUAUCAUGAGGAGGUUAUUACGAAGGAAUCCCGAACGUCGUCUUGGUUCCAGUGAACGAGAUGCAGAAGACGUAAAGAAACAAGCUUUCUUCAGGAACGUGGCCUGGAGUGAUCUGUUGUUGCGAAAAGUCAAGCCGCCAUUCAUCCCUACUGUGAAAGGAAUGGAGGAUGUCAGCAACUUCGAUGAGGAAUUCACGCAGGAACAAGCUGUGCUAACCCCAGCUAAGGAAAGACGCCCUUUGAUCACGAACGAACAGGACCUUUUCCGCGAAUUCACAUAUAUAGCGGACUGGUGCUGAGUUACCUCCCCUGCUUAUUGUUGCCGCUUUCCGACACCAUUAUUAAUAAAGUCAUCAUAAUCGCCAUGGUAACCGCAUAUCAUCAUCAUUCUCAUGGAUACUAAAUGUGCUUGUUUUGGAGUGGCCGACGUAUUUGUUGACCCAGCUGAGUGUGUUGACAGCUGUGCCACCUUCGACCCUUCAUCAGGAACGCUGUUCACGUGGAACGCAUGCUUCAGACGGAGUUUGAAGCAUUCUACAUAUAAUGUGUGACAAACCCUAUUGCAGUGUUCUUGUAAUUUGUAUAAUAUAGAAGACGAGAUAUCCUUUUGAAGUAUAUUGACAAUUGGUGACAAACUGUGUUUGCAGUUCAUUGAAGCCCAGUUGCAUGGGUUUAAACUCAACAUUGGCCUUGCUUUGCUCAAAUUGUAAAGUGUGUAAGUUGUACAAGAACUCUCUGGAAGGGAUGAGUUAGAUGUCUGUUCCGUUCUGCUUAAAUUUGAAGUGUUCAAAACCAUCAUCCAAGGACCUGUGAAGAAACAAGGCCCUUCAUAUUUGGUUGAAUAUAGUCAUUUGAAGCUUGUAGUUAUUGUAGCUUAUUCUUUGUGAUGCUCGUCUAUCGGUUCGGUUUGAGAGUGUCAGGGUCACAAAUAUUGUGUGAUACGUUUCCUAGGUAACUGUAACUGUGUUGAUUGUGAGAUGACAUUAAUGCCACAUUCUGUACGGUGUUUGCUAGCAACAAUCGGUUGAUGAAGAUGCACUAGAUCAGGCAGCCGAUUAUGCGAGACUGGCUUAUUGGGGUGUCAUGAUUCACAAUGUAUUGAUAACUGGCAAACUUAAAUCUGACAAUACGAUACCACAUACGCCUACCAAUCAUUUGAUUCAUAUUUCAUUUCCGUAUCAAUUUACAAAACUAAUUUUGUCUUAGUUUUGCAAUAACCCGGCCUCUAAACAACUAAGACUAGCGUUACAUAACUGCCUGUUACGAAAGAAAGAAAAUGCUGAAUCAGAUUGCAUAAUACCGUCAGAACACGCUUAACUUAUCCUGUCAUGUUUGUCAACAACAACCUCUUGUUAGCCAGACCACAUGGAAAAUUGAAAAUCUUGCGAAACAGAAGUUCAAAUUUAUUUUGUUUGAUUGUUGUUUAACGCCGCACUCAGCAAUAUUUCAGCUAUAUGACAGUGGUCUGUAAAUAUUCAAGUCUGGACCAGGAAAUCCAGUGAUUGACAUCAUGAGAAUUGAUAUACGCAAUAUCAGAAAGCCUGACACCUGAUCCCGUUAACAACAACAAGCCUGGGUUGCUGAAGACCAAUUCUAACCCAAAUCUUCACGUGUCAACACACUGAGGAUCGAACUAAAUAUUGCAGUAUGUAUUGAUGAGAUUAUGAUUCUAGUAUCACUGUGUGUAUCGAUACAUGAGGUAGGAGUAUCAUGACUCAAGUAUCGUGAAAUGUAACGGUACAUGAGGUAGGGGUAUCGUGGCUGAAGUAGCUCAAUAUGUUUUUAUGCCUGAGGUACAUGAGGCCGGCAAGUAUGAUAUGCAUCGAUGUGUGAGGUAGGUGUAUUGUGCCCCUGUAAUGACUGACCUGUACUUACUUCCAUGACUUCCAUGACAUAUGGUGAAGUGUUCUGGUAGAUUCCUGGAGAACAAUGGAAACCAAAGACAAAAAAGCAGCCAAAACUAUAUGAAUGCAGCCAAGAAUGUUCUUUUUGGAAAAAAUUGGUAACAAAAGUGUCUAGAUUCACUUUUUCUAAGAAGCAAAAGUAAUGAAUAUGUCUUCAUUGUACAUCAUCCAGAAUGUUCUGUUUAGUUGUGCUAUGCUCAGGAGUUAAUCUCCACAUUUGUUAAUUUCUUGACCGAUUAAUUAGCUCCAACAACAAUCAUCUAUUUGUCUGAAUGAUAUCAAUACAUUGUUUACAGACUGUUUUUUCCUGUCCAAGGUUUGGUGGUCAUUUAGUAUAGAAAAAAACAUGCUAAAAACAGGCAUUUGGAAGUGAACUGUAUAAUGUUUUGAUGGUAGGUGAAAUAAGAAAAAAACGGGUGGUCCGAGGGUUAAGACCACCUCUUUUCCUCUUCCCGUUUAGACACCGUUUGGGGGAGGCCACAGAUACACUGAUCUGAAACAGUUCAGUUCACAGUAUAGAGGUGUGUCCCUUACCUGUACCAGGAUCCUAUGUUUGGAGUUCAAAUCCCAGAUAUUUCCUGAUCUAUGGUUUGUGUGCACCAUACACGAGGGUUUCAGCAAAAUGGUAAAUGUUGCUGAAAUAUUGCUGAAAUACAGUUUAUGGCUCCAUUCAACCCAACGGACACUCAUUAAGCAAUGAGGAGGGCGGUCGGUCGGGUAGCCUAAAGGGUUCGCUCGUCACGCCGAAUACCCGGGUUCGAUUCCCGACAUGGGUACAAUGUGUGAGGCCCAUUUAUGGUGUCCCCCGCUGUGAUAUUGCUGGAAUAUUGCUAAAAGCAGCAUAAAACACUCUUGAUGGGGAACUUCAUGUACUUAAUUUGGAAAUGAUGUAUGUAUGAUAACGCAAACUUCUCUUAUUGUAAAGAAUGUAUUCAAUUGAGAGCAAUGUUAGUGUAACUAUUAAAAAGAAAUAGUAAUUAAAUUAAUGUUGAAUAGAUAUGGUAAUUUACUCAUGCGGCAAGUGGUCAGUUCCAGUGUAGAUUUCAACUGUCAGGAGACACGUGCACUGACUGACCUCUCUCUCUCAGUCUGUUCCUUGGUCUUUUGAUUUCCUAGAUUGCUCAACACAGACCACAUCCUUUCCAUACAUUACUCCAACACAACCACUUCAUUAUGGAAAAGUAUUGAACAUAGAUAUAGAAAUGGGUUCCUACCUCAGUCUGAGGUAUUUAUUGAAACAUUUGAUACCUGUAAAGUGGCAGCGCUCACAUGAACUCGAAUGCUGUGUUUGACCUGAUUGAUAACCUGUAAAUAAUUCAAUGAGAAUUAAAUAUGUUUACGUUUGAAUUAAGAAUCUAUUUUCACAGAUUUUUAAAUAUUAAGGUAGAAAAAGCAAAUAGGUUAAUGGCGAGGAAUGGAUUAUUUUGAUUUGGUUUGCUUGAAUGAAUUUGAAGACUUUGGAUAAAGCAUAAUAUUAAGGAAACAUGUAAUUACUAUCAAGCUAUUCUUGAUAUAUAUAUAUAUAUUUCAAAAAUUAUGAUGUAAAUGUAAUUUUGUAAUGAAAUAAUACCUUGAUAUAAAUAAUUUAUAUUCAUUGAUAAUGUUAAGGGUUAUAGGUUAAAAUGGGACAAGAUGGUGAAAUUGGCAUUUUGAUUUAGGUCGUUGAAACACAACUUUGUUCAUAAGUCACAGUUUAUGAUGGAUAUCAUUGUAACAGUUUACAUGAUUAAUUAACUACAUAAACAAUUUCUCCAUUUCACACAGGCACAAAUUAAAACACCUAAACCUGGAUUGUCAAGGGCCAACAGACCCUAUAUACCCCAACACUGCCUAUUAUUGGCUUCUGGUUGCAAUAUAUCACUGAUGAGAGCUGUACUGAACCGUGAAUCGUCAUAUGCAAGUAUUGUAUGUAUAUUUGCCUUCCAGUCAAUCUGGACUUAUAUUUUUAUACGUAGCUUUUGGUUUUGGAAACAUAUUUUGUCCAAGUGCUAUUAAGUUUAGUGCAACUCGGCAGUGAAUCGUAUUCAUCUCAUAUGCUUCCUCUUCAGGGAUAUUUGAUGCAAAUAAACCAAGUGCUAUUGUUUAUAUUACAUGCUCGUGCUUGUGAUCUUCUUUACAUUGCAUUCCGCACUUACUUUUAUUUUUGCAUCCUCGUGAAGGCAUCACUUGUAACAUAUCUAUGUCUUGAAAUCUGAAUGUCAUGUUUGGGGAGAUGCGUGUGAUGAGCCACUUUGAUAGGUACUUAUGCCUUUCUUCUGUUGGCUUGCUUCAACAGUCAUGGUCUGUGAACAUAACAAGCCAGCCUUAUUUGUAAGGUCUACUUGAAUAAGUAGGAAAUAUAAGUUCAUUACAAUAUUUGCAUCCAUUCUGUAUGAUUAUGGACCCUAGUUGGUCAUAACAUGCCCAUCUAAAAUCUGAACAUGAUAUUCAGACAAAUUAAUUCAAGGGAGUUUUAUUUUAUUUAGUUGUACAUUACAAUUUUAUGUUAUUGUCCUAUCAUUUGAACAUUGUAUAUAAUCCAUGCACACAUAACACUCAAAGUAUUAUGUCAUCCAAGUUUCACCCCUCAUGGAGAAUGCAAUAAUGGGAGGUAACUCUUUUAAGAUGUUAUUUUGAAGACCAUUAAAAAUGCCAAAUUUAUUAUUUUUCUGCCCAGCAGAUAAUUUGAGGAUGUGUUGUUUUCAGUUUAAGAAUUAUAUGGGUAAAUGUUUGCUCAACAGAUAAAUCGAAUUCAUCCAGUUAGUUUUCUUUGAAAUUUUGGUUUGAAAAACUUGUCAAAACAUUGAUAAAUAUUCAUGAGCUGCCUCUCCUUAUUGAACAGGUGAAGAUUAUCAUCUGUGAUUCUAUGUAUGCAUUUACUUGUAAAUAUGUAUUUUGUAUAUUUGUCAUUGGUAUGAUUUAGUGCUAUGGAGUUUCAAAUUUAUUUUCAUGGUGAGCUCUCAGUUUUUGCAGUUGUGCUUAUGAUUAAUAAUCCCAACCUUAUCUUAAGCAAAACAAUAAUUAAUUUGAUUAUUAACUUUACAAACUUCACUGUCCAUCAUUAUGAAUAUUCUAUUUGAUGAAGUAGAAGAAAACAUAAGAUGAAUUAUUUAGGUGAAUAUUGUUUGUCAUGACAUACACUAGCUUAUGUAUUUUCUUUUCAUUCAAAAAUUGAAAGAUUUGUGAAUCACUUUCUUGUCCAUCCAUAAACAUGUGUUCAUGCAAGUCUCAUCUUUUUUUUAAAAAAACUAUGAGAUCAAUUGUGUUGAAGCUAAAUUUUGUUACUAAAAUUCAGAAGCACAACUUAAUUUUGCUUUUGACUGUAAUCUAAUAUCGUUCAGUGUGCCACUUUAAACUGAAAAACAAAUAUGCAAGAUCUAGUUCAUAUUUAAUAAAGUAUUACAACUGUAUGCAAUUCUAAGAUGGAAAUUAUUUUUUCUCAUUAAAAAAACAAGCAUACUAAUGCAACAGAAGGGCUUCGUAUUUGUACAGCAACUUUAAUUUAUUGCAUUCCCAGUAACAAUUGUGCAUGAAUCUGCUCAAUGAUAGACACACUUGCACAUGGUAACUAUUACCACAAAAGGAAUCUCUUGGGUUUCUACUGUUCAUGGAUUGAUAAUGUGAAACAGUAGGUCAGUUUUGUAUUCUAAAUCACCACAAAGAUCUGAAUGAUUGCACGUUUCUAACCAGACAUCAGCAAAUAUUUCAACUGUAGUCUUUUCUGAUUGAAUUUUAAGUCAGCACUAGCUUGUUGGUCAGCAUUCAUUCAAACAGUUGGCUGCUCUGAAGAGCCUUAUUUUUCGGCAGUUAAUUGUUAAGGUGUUUCAUCCUGGAGAUGUACCUUUUUCUGAAGAUCCUAAGCUAGAAACAGAUGUGAUAUAUCCAUUUUCCUGCUGUUGAAGGUUCACAAGUGGAACCUUUCAGUCCUCUAUGGGUUGUGACUUUGUGUUAGAGCAAGGGAAAAUAAUUGGGAAGCUAACCCCAGCAUUUGUGAAGCUGAGUCAGGGAGUCAAGUUACUUACUCUUGUGAUCUUCUGGUCAGCUCCUGCCAGACCAAAGCCAAGGUGUAUCAAUGCAUGAAGAAAGCAGGAUGUUCCAAGUGACCCUGUGUCAGCUAGCAUACCAUCAAGCAGAAUUUGUUCUGAACUUUCGAUUUUCAGUUGUUACCAGGGCGUCGUUGUACAAAGCGAUAUUAGCACUAAAGUAAUCAUAACUCCCAUGCAUUAACAUAGAGGACAGUCUUAGGGCUUAGGUUGUUUUGUAAAACGGCAGCCAGGUGUCCAACUGCCUAGGUGAUUCUUAACCAGCAGUCUGAGCCUUAUCCUAGUACGGUAUUUGAAUGUAGAUGGUCAUUGGAUCAAGUCACCAAGGGUUCUGAAUGAUUUGUGCUCCUUUUCUCUGGUUAAUGCUAUGCAAGGAACUCAUGUUGGAUUCUCUGGCUUGCUGUUGGGGGCCUGUUCCAAGCAGGCUGGAUGUUUUUAUUGUGUAAUAUCCCAAUUCGAUCAGGUUGUGGAAGGUACAGUGAGCCUUUGACGAGCUUGCUGAUCAGCCUCAGCCUCAGCCCCAUGGUAUUCUUGGAUUGGUAUUGUAUCAAGAGUUUAGCAAUCACAACUAGGCCCCAUCUUAGACUAUAUAGGCUACAAUGUACAUAACAGCUUGAUUUUAUGAUGAACAUUUGCCAGAACCUGGCAUGCUUGUUAUUGUCAAAGGAUGCUGAUUUGAGUUGAGUGAUGGCUGUGUCAUGCAAAUGUGGAAAAUUCAAUAAAAUCAUAAAUCUUU
Molecule: messenger RNA, 11066 nt
Organism: Haliotis rufescens (red abalone)
Lineage: Eukaryota; Metazoa; Mollusca; Gastropoda; Lepetellida; Haliotidae
Product: serine/threonine-protein kinase N2-like
Exons: 22
Coding region: 1656-4703 (1015 amino acids)
Biological process (GO): protein phosphorylation; signal transduction
Molecular function (GO): protein serine/threonine kinase activity; small GTPase binding; ATP binding
Source: RefSeq, a predicted model, not a curated record